Acytostelium subglobosum LB1 is the source of this 708-nucleotide messenger RNA. RefSeq lists its product as hypothetical. The record is from RefSeq and is a predicted model, not a curated record. Lineage: Eukaryota; Evosea; Eumycetozoa; Acytosteliales; Acytosteliaceae. The transcript is spliced from 2 exons. Bases 1 to 708 code for a protein of 235 amino acids.
AUGAAUAAUACAUCAACUACAACAACAACAACAACAACCAAACACAGUAAUAGUAAUAAUAAUACAUAUGAAAGUGAUAGUGAUAAUGAAAGUGAGCAAAAUGACUAUACAGGUUUUCAAUUGAUACCUGACAAUGACAUUGGUUUACAAUCUGAUGUGGAGAGCGAUGAUGAUGACUCUAGAGUAGUUGAUCCUGCAGCUGCAAAGAGACAGAGGGAAGAGGAGAUAAGAAGACAGAUAGAGCUGAACAAUCAGUUCCUCAACGAAGAGUUCACAGACUUUACAACGCACUCGAGCGAAUUUCAUAGUGGCAGUGGCGACACCAUUCAAGACGGUACAGACAGUGGCGGUCUCGAUGACCUGAGGGUCAAUAGCAACAACAUCCUAUUCAAGGAUGAUCCUCUCUUUACAUCUGAUGCAUCCGAUCCAUUCACACAAUAUGAGAAUCAACAACCUGACAACAACAACAACAACAACAUUGACAACAAGGACAAACCGAUAGAGUUCUGCGAGAGGAAUGAAAAGGGACAUAUGGUACUGAGUAGGGAUAAGAUGUUCCCACCAGAUCAUGUGGACUUGAUCAAGGAAUGCAUGAAGGAUAUCAAGAUUGACUACAAACCAAUAUGGGCAACACUGUUGCCAGAGGACAAGUGGUUGGCAGGCCUCAAGAAUAAGAUGGAAGGCAAGCCUACACAGUCACAGUCAUGA